This is a messenger RNA of Cladophialophora carrionii CBS 160.54, 2526 nucleotides long. RefSeq lists its product as uncharacterized. The record is from RefSeq and is a predicted model, not a curated record. The coding region runs from base 1 to 2526 and encodes 841 amino acids. Lineage: Eukaryota; Fungi; Ascomycota; Eurotiomycetes; Chaetothyriales; Herpotrichiellaceae. The transcript is spliced from 2 exons. Gene Ontology annotation, molecular function: DNA binding; zinc ion binding. Gene Ontology annotation, biological process: DNA-templated transcription.
AUGUGGCGCGAAGAAUUUGCAAUUCGGCCAGUCCCAUCCAACCCGAUCGGCCUGCAGGAGCAACAUGGUUACGACGGCCGCGACUCUUCCUCUCCACUGGCACCACAGCGUCGAAUGGGACGGGAACCGCAUGACUUCUCUGGCUUCGCUCCCGUGUCGCCACAGGCGCAGUAUGACCGUUUAGCCAAUCCGCCACCACAUGCGCCCAGUGCACCACAUUACCUCGAUGCCGGAACACUAGGCCUGCAGCCAUCUUACGGCAUUCAGGACGCUGCAUUGUAUGGUUCUGUCGGCGAAAAUGCGACUACACCAGCCGCAAACUGGACGACAAAAGCGCUGUCGACAAUCAAUUGGCUCCAGGCGGAUAUGACCAGCUUCAGUGAUGAUGACCUCAACAAUCUGUUCGGCUUCUUGUCAGGCGAUUUCUCAUUUUCACCGAGCAUUGACCUCGUGAGUCCCGCACAGCAGCAUGAUGUGGAAAUCCCGGCAAAUGAUCUGCUCUCGAAUAUCGUUGCUCAGCAAAACCCGCCCCAAGUGGUAGACAGAGUAAACUUUCAGCAGACUUCGCCUAACCCCGACUCUUCCGACGUAGUCGACAAGUCGACCGUGGAAAGUGGCGAGUAUUACGUUGACGGAGAUGCUGGAAGGCUCCCGAGAUCGAAGCGUCGGAAAAUCGGGUCAAGGCCCAGGUUUCUGGAGCAUGUUGAAGACCUUGAAUUCUCACUGGAAUACCGCUUUCCGAUCACACCGUGUCCAGAUUCUCGGUUGACGCUCUCCGAUGGAGUCCAUGACAUGCUAUGUACCCUGCACCGUCAACUGUGCCUGGAGACGACUCUUUUCAAGCCGUUUUUGCCAUCUGAGUUCCCUACGAGACCGGCCUUGGAGGGCCUGCUCUUUAACUAUUUUUCACAAUUUGAUCCGACAAUGCCAUUUCUCCAUUUUCCAACGUUCAAAGUCGAAUCCGGCCCCUGUGUGCUCCUGCUGGCCAUGAUGGCUCUCGGCAGUUGUUUCGUCGACAGCGACGAGACGGAGAUAUUCACGCUAUCAAUGCACGAACUUGUCAGGAGAUACCUGAUUGUCAGAAAUGAACGGAAGGAUUGGUCUCCAGAAAACCCGCAAACCCUGGCCCAAGUACAUCUGUUGCACGCCGUCGGUGCUGGCUACACGCAGGUGGAGGGUCUUCAUGCGUCUGCGUCGUCCUCACUUUAUCAGGCAACCAAGUUUUGCCGCGACAGUUGGGCUCCGCAAGAGCCUGCCAACGAUCCUGGUCGACGCCAUCACAAUGCCUUUCCGGAGUGGAUAGCUUGGGUCAAGAACGAGGAAGUGAUCCGGACAGGGUUCUGCAUUUGGCUGCUGGACUGCAUGUGGGCGUUUCAGUUUCAACAGCCACCACAUUUGAGCCUCGACCAUGCCACGGCUGUGCAGCUCCCUUGCCCUGAAAGCGCGUGGUCUGCCAAGGACGUACCCAGUUGGAAUCAACUGGCAGCCUCCGGAAUUACCGGCACGCCGACCCUGCUUGAGGCGUUACGGAACCUUUACAUCGACAAGCGGCACCUCCCAAAUCUGGGAGAGUUUAGUCGCAUACUACUGAUCCAUGGCUUAAUCCACCGAACGAGGGAGGUCGAAGCGACGGUCACUCAGAGCCUUUCAAAGUUGGAGCCUUCGGCACAGAAGCAAGCAAGUCAUGACAUUGAGCCGAGAAGCCCAGUCUGGCCACCUUCGGUGCCGCUGUUCAAUAGGUGGAGGAAUUCUGCCUGUGACUGCCUGGAUAUAUUGCACUGGAGGGCCAAUGAAACGAUUGGAGCGGCCUGUGGAAUGGAACACCCGACGGUGCUCCAUCUGCACUUGGCACGAGUCAUACUCCUUGCUCCUAUGCGCGAUAUCAUCCUGUUUUCCCACCACCUUAUCCGCUCCAGCAAAGAUGCGAUCCGCUUGUUCCCAUGCGUGUCAUCGGCAGAAGCCGAAGAACAUUGCCGUCUGAUUCAGAGGUGGGCCUUGCAGGAUCAGUACAAGGCUCGUCUGGCGGCCAUCCACGCCGGCGUUCUCUUCUGGCAUGUCCGGCUGUACUCCGUCAACGGAUUCUACGAACCCACGGCGGUAGCAUUCGCGGCCCUGCUGCUAUGGGCCCUCGGCGCAUUCUCUACCAAAAAACCCGUCCAGUCUGGGAAACCUGGUCCGCGAGCUCGCUCGGGCGGAACGUCUUUCCCCUCCGAGCCCUCCUCGCCUUCUCCUGACGUCUGUGACAUCAUCUUGAUCGAUCGACCCACGGAUGACGAGCUCGUGCAACAAUUCGUGCGGCAGGGCGAUUACAUGCACGCGAAUCUCACCGGGGUCGGCGACUUAUUUGGGCCCAAGGGGCCUCGGAAAGUGCUCGCAGAAGGCCAAAAAUUGCUGAGCACGUUGAGAGGUUGGCGGGGGCUGACCGGGUACUGGAUCGGAGUUCUCAGUCGACUGGAAAAGGCGACUGCGAAGUUUGGCGUGGAUUCUAAUCCUGCAGGAGCAGAGGUGACAGCUCCGGCAGUAUAA